Molecule: messenger RNA, 705 nt
Organism: Oldenlandia corymbosa var. corymbosa
Lineage: Eukaryota; Viridiplantae; Streptophyta; Magnoliopsida; Gentianales; Rubiaceae
Source: the annotation of a GenBank genome assembly
AUGACCAGAAUGGAUGAUUCCGUUAUACCACUCUGGAAAGAGUUAGAAUACUAUAAAGAAUUCCAAAAAAAGCUAAAAAGUUACCUUGGAGAAGCUGAAGCAGAAAGCGUGUUGAAGGAAGCAUUGUACAUGAUAAGCUUGGGAACAAAUGACUUCUUAGAGAACUAUUACAUGCUCCCCGUGAGAUCAGCAGAAUAUAACAUCGAAGAUUACCAGAAUUUCUUGGUAGAAAUUGCUGGAAAUUUCAUAACAGAACUCCACCAGCUAGGCGGCCGAAAGAUUUCCUUAGCCGGACUUGCACCAAUUGGUUGCUUGCCAAUGGAGAGAAGCCGGAAUGUAAUGCGAGGAGGAAGCUGCAUAGAGCGUUACAAUGAUUUGGCGAAAGAGUUUAAUCAGAAGUUACAAACAUUAGUUGACAAGUUAAAGAAGGAACUUGCCAGCAUUCAACUUGUCUUCUCAGACCCAUAUGAUAUCUUUUCAGAAAUCAUCCAGAACCCUAGCUCUUAUGGAUAUGAAGACGCAGGGAAGUCAUGUUGUGGGACAGGAACUCUUGAGAUGGGAUAUUGGUGUGACAGAUACAAUCCUUUCACUUGUAGAGACGCAAACAAGUUUGUGUUCUGGGAUUCAUUCCAUGCCACAGAGAAGACAAAUGGCAUAAUAGCAGAUUAUGCAGCAAACCAUUCACUUUCCGUGUUCUUUAAUUGA